Messenger RNA from Mycena citricolor, 294 nucleotides. Lineage: Eukaryota; Fungi; Basidiomycota; Agaricomycetes; Agaricales; Mycenaceae. The record is from the annotation of a GenBank genome assembly.
GGAGAGUUGCAGUUGACCACUUUGCCGAUGCGUGACGUCGAUUGCAAAUGUUUCGUGCUUCCAUCCUGCGUGUAUCUUGCUCCCUGCGUCCAACCACUACCAUCCAUCGCUCUCAAUCGAUUCGCCACUUACGAAACUUGAGAUCCAUGUCGUCGCUCAACAUCGUGUCUACUUCCAGUGCGUUCCCCUCGAUGAUCGCGGUCCAGAAAACGCGUCAUGUCUUCCUUUCCAGACGCACCGGCUGCUGUCGGCCCAUACUCCCAGGCAAUCAAACUGGGCGACCUGCUCUUCUGC